Messenger RNA from Harpia harpyja (harpy eagle), 1266 nucleotides. It is a transcript of the gene NHLH2, whose product is annotated as nescient helix-loop-helix 2. Lineage: Eukaryota; Metazoa; Chordata; Aves; Accipitriformes; Accipitridae. Gene Ontology annotation, biological process: regulation of transcription by RNA polymerase II. The transcript is spliced from 2 exons. The coding region runs from base 748 to 1215 and encodes 155 amino acids. Gene Ontology annotation, molecular function: DNA-binding transcription factor activity, RNA polymerase II-specific; RNA polymerase II cis-regulatory region sequence-specific DNA binding; protein dimerization activity. The record is from RefSeq and is a predicted model, not a curated record.
AAUAGAGAAGAAAGAAAGGAGGGAGCGACGCAUUGUUACCCCGGGCCGCGGCGGAACAAAGCCGGCAGCUCCGCGCCGGGCUCCGCGCAACGCGCAGCGGGCUCCGGGCUCCGCGCCCCGGGCUCCGCGCCCGGCCCGGCCCGGGAACGGCGGCGGGGGCGGGCGGAGGUUCCGCGGGCCGCCGCGGGGAAGGAGAAGCAGAAGGGGCGGGGGAGAGGGAAUAAUCCCGGCUGGUGCUAUCGCCGCAUCCCUUUUGUUAUUUAUCGCGAUCGGGGAAGAGGAGGAAGAAGAGCGGGGGAGACGGCAAUUUCCACCCCCCUACCCCCCCCCCCCAAAAAAAAAACCCACACCAACCCCGACUGGCAGCAGCUGCCGGUGCGUUGCAGCCCGCUGCCCCGAAUUAACGGGCGGAGGCAGACUUUGAUGGGGGGAAAAGCUUUUUUUCUCCCCUGAUGCAUCGUAAGUAACUUAAGUUGUUAUUUAUACUCCGCAAACAAACACGGCGAUAACAUCUCCCAUCUCUGGAGCGCUGGAGGCCGCGGCGAGGGAUGAGAUCUGCCUUUCCCCAUCCGAGCAGGACACUUUUCCGCUCGUAAUUCAUUUGAUUUGAUUUUGAUUUUUUAAUUUUUCCAUGCUCCGUUUCCGGAGGGCCAUUUGAACUGUAAAGGAAUCGCCGAGGGGGCGAGGGGACCUGGAGAGAGAGGCUGUCCAAACGACUCUGCCGAGGCUCCUCCGCCCCCCUCCAAGAUGAUGCUUAGCCCGGACCAAGCUGCCGACUCCGACCACCCCUCCUCGGCCCCCUCCGACCCGGAGUCCCUGGGCGGUGCGGACGCCCAGGCUCUCAGCUGCUGCGUCUCCGAUCCGGAGCCGGCGGAGGGCGGCGGCGGCGGCGGCGGCGGCGGCGGCGGGGAGGGCCGGGGCGGCGGCGGCGGCGGCGGCGGCGGUGGGGAGGUGCGGGGAGGGGGGGGCCGGCCCGGUCUGCACCCGCCGCCGUUAAGCCGGGAAGAGAAACGAAGGCGGCGACGAGCCACGGCCAAGUAUCGUUCUGCCCACGCCACGCGGGAACGGAUCCGCGUAGAGGCCUUCAACCUGGCCUUCGCCGAGCUGCGCAAGCUGCUGCCCACCCUGCCCCCGGACAAGAAGCUCUCCAAGAUCGAGAUCCUGCGCCUCGCCAUCUGCUACAUCUCCUAUCUCAACCACGUCCUGGACGUGUAGACCACCCCCCCCCCCUCCCCGCCCCACCAGACCGCCCCGGCGGACACCCCC